CAGUAGCGGCAAACGUUCAAAUCCAUCGCCGAGCAUUCUUGUUUCCCCUUCCGUUUUCGUGAACAUUCUCCGUCUUCCAGCGGCUCGAGGCAUCCCAAUGAUGCCCCGAUUUUUCGUCCCAUUCACGUGGUCGGCAACGUUUUAUUUCAUGUGCAAAUUGAUUUAGUUCGAACUGCGAAAUUUCAGCCGCUCGGAAAUGGUUCAUCAACAAUCGUACGAUCAUCGACAUUCGUCUUAUCAUCCGCCUCCUGCGGCGUUCAGUGAGACGUCAUCGGUGAUGAACAAAAACUAUGAGCAACAACAGCAAGGGGGCGAUCACAGUUUGAGGAAAAUCGGGAAGAACAACAACAACAACAAUAACAAUGCGUCGUCGUCGCCAUCGGCCUCGUCGAACGCCGUCAAUGAUAACGACACCUUUGCGCGUUUUUGGCCUCAGCCAGCCAAUAACGCAGCGGCAACUAGCGGUGCUGCUCCUCUCCUUGCAGGCCAUCCCUGCGGGCCCAUCAAUAGCGGCGCCAAUGGCAACAACCACGCCGCCGCUCACGCUUCCGUCGAGAACGACGUCCGGUGGUCCAAAUUACUCCGACACGAUGGUACACCCACCAAGGUUUUAUUAUAUCCCGAAGAAGGAUGGGCCCGAACAGCCACCAACGCUUAUUGGCUCCUGUCUAUUCCUUGGUGGAACCGGAACCGCUGCAAAGUUGUCGAAGUCGCUGGAACGCGGAGGAGCACGACGCAAGCCAAGUUGAUUGACGCCGGUGAUAGGCGAACUGUUUACGUUGUUGGCUCGUUUAAAAGCUCAUCUACGACGUCGGCCGAUCUCUCGUCGGAGCCGCAAUUUAAAUUAGCGCUGACGUCACACAUAACGACAGCCGAUGUCAACCUCGGCUAUUUAAUGACAGGCACCCUGGAGCGCGGCCGUCAUAGCGAUUCUCUCCAGCCGACCCAUUUCGCCGUCCUUCGCAAAUUCGAUUGGAAUAAUCCUUGAAUAAUAAAAAGAUUCAUUUCAAAAAUCCCCUUCAAAAAAAAAAAAAAGUCCGCAAAGAGAAAGAAAAAUAUCUGGCCUCUAUAAAUCGAUGAUUAUCUUAAGUAUAGUAGACGUGUUGAUUGUGCGUCAUCAUCCGUUCUAUCACGACCGUCCGAUUUGAUUAGAAAAAAACAAAACAAAAAGGAAAGUGAAUCACUCUUGUUUCUUCCAAACUUUUACGUCGAGUUCCGCGUUGCGCAUUUGUUUUCCAUUCUUCUAUCGUACGUAUAUACAUCUAUCGUGUCACUAACUCCACUAUAUGCAUGUGUGUACGCGUUACACGCAGUCACGAUACAUACAAUUACAUGUAACUAUAUAUAGACGUUGCUGGUGUGUAUGCAUAGACACUACCAUCAUUAGGGAUGCGCUGCCGAACUUGCCACUUCAUUCAAUGUCUUUGCGCAUACAUCUCAACGGGCUCUCGUGUUGGUCGUGUUAUACACACACACACACACACACACUGGCAAAUCUUUCGCUCGUUUUCUGCUGCUAUCCCUUUGGCCCGCCUAUGAAUAUUAUUUCCUAUCCUUUCGUAUUCUGCCAGCUUUAAUUCUUGUCAUGGCUCCUAUCCGUUCCUCGCAUUAUUUGUGUGUAUAACUCUCCUUUGUUAUUUGUUUUUUUUUCGGUCUCCGUCCCUGGAUUGUCUUUUUUGAAUUCAAUUUGAAAGCAAAAAGAAUUCGAGAAUGAAAAAAAAAAAAAAAUUGUCUUCUUUUUUUUUCUUGUCUGCUCUGAUGCUACUCGCAUUUUUUCACACACAAAAAAUCUGAUAUGAAACUCGACUUGAACGCGAUGUCUAUACAACCAGUGUAUUUCCAAUAGAAGACAACACAAGACAGAGAAGAGCGCUCGAAUUCUGUUUUCUCCGGCUCUUCUUCUCCCAAAUCUCGUGUUGCUCCUUAUCUUUCUAUUUCCCCUCGGCUAUAUACUACUCGGCAUCUCUUUGUAUAAUACUCGUGCCAAUACAAUCGGGU
Messenger RNA from Daphnia carinata, 1998 nucleotides. RefSeq lists its product as uncharacterized. The transcript has 3 exons. NCBI's taxonomy places the organism in Eukaryota, Metazoa, Arthropoda, Branchiopoda, Diplostraca, Daphniidae. The coding region runs from base 197 to 988 and encodes 263 amino acids. The record is from RefSeq and is a predicted model, not a curated record.